CAAUGGCAGGAUUGUUCUCCUGAUAGGAAUACUGUCCUUUUGGAUGUGGCAUUCAAAUGUUUACAUGAAAAGACACUCUGAAGAAUUUUCCACAAGAAAGGAACAAAAAAAGUAUCCUGUUUUUGUCCAAUUGCCAAGCCUGUCUCUCUGUUGUUCAGGAGGACGCGGUGGGUCCGACAUGUCUGCCAAAGCCCCCAUAUACCUUAAACGACGAAGCCGCAAAGGAAAGAAGGAAAAGUUACGUGACCUUCUCUCGUCGGACAUGAUCAGCCCUCCACUGGGAGACUUCAGACACACCAUCCACAUCGGCAGUGGCGGGGGCGCAGACGAUCUUUUCGGUGACCUAUCUUUCCUACAAGGUAAAUUUCACCUGUUACCAGGUCAAGAAGGUCACCAAGGGUCAUUCCAACUAAGUCGCACAGCGAGUGUAAGCAGUCACCCGCCGGCCUGCGAGAGCUCGCCGCUUUUGAAAAAUGCCUUGUCACUUCCUAUCAUUGGAGGGGUGCAGGCACUCACCCUUCCGGCCCCCACGGCCACAGCUCCUCUGACUUCAGCAGCGACGGCGGUCACUGAGGUCCCAACAGCACUGUCAACGACCCAACUACCACCAGCAUCUCCAUCUCUCGCUCCACCUCCCAAACCUCCCAGACUGCACCUGGAAGAGAGGAGCGUGUCACGGCAUACGUCACUGCCUGCAUCCUCGAGCCGCUCUCCACUUCAUUUGCACACACACAAACAAAGUCCAGAUCCUGAGGAAAAUGAGAAGUGUGUGAAGGACGGAGAUGAGGAGGAGAAGCCGUAUCUGUCCAAUGCUGGCUCUAUGCUUUCCCUCCAUCUGGACUUGGGGCCAUCGAUCCUAGAGGAUGUGCUUCAGAUCAUGGACAGCCAGAGAACAGGGACAUUCAGUGGGCGACUUACACCCAGUGGACGACAAGAGAUAUACACCUGAAAGUGAACAAGAGAUCAGAGUCAAAGCUUGAUGGUACAUAAAUGGACUAAUCACGUUUUUCUUCACAUAUUAAAACAGUUUGCCUUCAGAGAAAACUCAUUUACCUGUUGUACAGUUGCAUUUGCUUGGGAAUUUUGACAUUUUUGGCUCAUCUUAUAUAUAAUCUUUGGAAAAAACGUUGGAAGCGGGGCCAGUUCAAGCUGAAUGUUCUAUCGUUGCGUUUUUCUGGGUUCAAAUGGAAUUUAUUUCUCUUCAUUUUGGACAACCAUUACAAGAGUACACCAAUUCUGGCUACUCUUAGAUACAUUUUGAAACAUCUGAAAGCAUUUAAGCAAGCACGUGUAAAACUACCUGCAUUGUGCAUGUACCAUUAAAGAGCAACACUACAGGAAAAGAAAAACUGACAUUUUUCUCUUUCAAAGCAGCAAUGACAUCAUCUCCCCCUCUGUGUUGUUGCAAUUUGUGUAAUCGGGUAAAAAUGCGCAGCUCCUCCCUAAUGAUCUGGACACACACACAUGCCAGGAGGCCUCUGCAUCUACACCCUUUCUCUUUUUGUUGGGAGUAGUUUUCAUUGUUCCGAAACAGAAACCCAAAGGCUGUUUUUUCACGGACCAGAAUAUAGAAUGUUUUCCUGUCAUAAAAUACCCUUUUUUUCACUGUUUGGUUAUUGUUGCAGUGUCUACAAUCCCCCAGGCUUUGACAGAUGAUCACUUUUCUUUGGCAGCAGUUUUUGUGAGUGGUGGGCCUUAAGGAAGGUUUUGUGUUAUCUUGGUAUCCCCCAUGUAACUUACCCCGCAUGGGUUAAUAAUGCUCUGUGCUUCCUGUUCACAGGUUAAGACAUAUUAGUAUUAAUAUUAUUUUGUUAUAUUAUAAUUUCUAAUAAAUAACUUUUAAAAUUUUUUAUUAAUUUACCACAAAGUGUAUCAAACCGUUAAAAAGGCGGCAAACAUUAGCAGAAAUAGUCAUACUGCAAUAAACUUUAUAUGACGCUACCUUUGCACUGUAACAGCAAUAACAAAAUCUACUGUAUUGAUUUACACUCACCAGUUCUCAUAUUUAAAAAAAUAUCUACAUUUGGGAUUUGAAGCAUUCUCAUUUUUUCCUCUUCUCAAAAACUCUGUACCAAGUAGCAAGUGCUAGAUUCUUGGUUCCUUAUUUAUUUUUCUUUGUUCUUACAAGUGAAUUGUCUUACAGUUUUAUCCUUACAUUGUGAAUUUCAUUUUAAAGCUGAAUCUAUAUCCAAAAUCACAAUUCUGUGCACUUCAUUUCAUUUUUGAUAUACAUCUGAUCAUAUCGUAUGGUAUACCUUUGCAUUUGGCUAUGUACUUAUUUUUGUACAAAAUAACAACUCAUUUCAUUACACUAAAUAUGAUCAUUCUGAACAGGGAUGUAAAUGUUAGACAUAGAAUAAAUAAAUGUUAUCACUAAUCGUAGCUCUUAGUGUUUAUUAAGAAUUUACCUAGACAACAUAAACCAGAAAUGUGUGGCAUAAUAUAGUCACUUUUACUGUUCAAAUAAUUUUAAAGAGACAAUAGACAAUGAAAAUAUUUAAAAAAAAUUGUAUUAGUUUAGGACAAAAUAUAUAGCUCAUAUAAGCCAUUGUGUUUAAUUAAGGGUGAUCAGGGUUACUGAGGAUCUUAUGAUUUUGCAUCACUGAAGCAAACAAAUAAAAAUAAAUUAAAUAAAAGCACAAUACAUAAAGUUCAGGCCAACAAUAAACAAUUCGGUAAAUAUAGAUGGGUAUGUGUAAGAAUAAAUAGGCAGAUAUAUUACUAAAAAACACACAUUAAUAAGCAUCUGGAUCAAUAUCACCAUAGAGUGCCUUUCAAUUCUCACAAUAUUCAAAACUUUUGGUUUUAAUUUCCUAUUCGCUUUAUGACGUAAAUAGUAGACACUCAAGUACUAUUAGCUGAGCUUGCAAAAUAAUUAGAUGACAGGAUUUAUUUAAGGGGUUAUAACACAAAAACAAACAUCUAAACUCCAUUUAAUUGUUUUUAUAUUAUUUUUUCUGUCACUAAUCUCUAGAUUUCUCUGUCAGUAAUACUUCUAUUACUUCUCAAAAUAACCAUCGAAUUUGGCAUCUUGAGAGUCAGAUCUUCCCAAUGAUAUGUAUUUUGCCAAAAUUAUAAAAAGUUUUGAUUCCAAAAGACCGUAAUGCAUUUUGUAAUAUGACGCUUGACACUGCCCACAUGGGACAUAGCAAAAUUACACGCAUCCUCUUACACAAAACUAAAAAAAAAACUAUCCAGAGAAUGUAUUUAAAGAGCAUCUAAACUUGGCCUUAUAUACAGUAACACACCCUUUCAUAGUCAUUUUAAGUUAUCAAGGCAAAUGAGUUAUUUGUGUACAGGACACCAAAAGGCACCCUACAGUGAUAUUGACACAUCUCUAAAAUAGUUUUUUACUCCACCACAGCAAAACACUUUGACUAUUUAUGUUGUUUAAUAUUAAUGCUAUUUUCAGUAAUACAGACUUGAGUUAUUACUGGGUUUUAGAUUAAACUUAUUUCACAAAUACAUUACAUUCCUGACAAAUACUUUUUACCUUAAAAAUGCCUGAUGGUUUUACACUGAAGGGGAAACAGCUGCAUCUCUGUGGAAUAUUAUUGCAUUGCUGCCUUAUCAAUAAAAGUGAAUCAUUAAUGCCUUUGACUACACGUUAACCCUCUACAGCACUUGUUCAGAUCUGCACCAGGAGAUAUUUUUGCCCACGUGUUGGUUUUUAUUGUGCUUUAUUCUGUCAGAUUCUGUACUAGAUGUUAAGUGGAUGUUUGCUGCUGCUGCUGCUGCUGUAAGAACUACAAUAGAUUUACAGAAUAAGACAUAGAGACAGAAACAUAAUGGUGAAUAAAUGCCUAUUUCUGAUCCAACA
Carassius gibelio (silver crucian carp) is the source of this 3820-nucleotide messenger RNA. Its product is annotated as cdc42 effector protein 2-like. Lineage: Eukaryota; Metazoa; Chordata; Actinopteri; Cypriniformes; Cyprinidae. The transcript has 2 exons. The record is from RefSeq and is a predicted model, not a curated record. Bases 44 to 949 code for a protein of 301 amino acids.